AUGGAUUCUACGAGAGGCCCUCCCAGGGUCAAAAACAAGGCGCCCGCGCCGCAGCAGAUCUCAGCCGAGCAGCUUCUACGAGAAGCUGUUGACAGACAAGAGCCUGGGCUACAAGCACCAACCCAGCGCUUCGCCGACCUUGAAGAACUACAUGAAUUUCAGGGCCGGAAGCGCAAGGAAUUCGAGGACUAUGUCCGGCGCAACAGAAUCAAUAUGAACAAUUGGAUGCGGUAUGCGCAGUGGGAACUGGAGCAGAAAGAAUUUCGCCGGGCGAGAUCGAUCUUCGAGCGGGCGUUGGAUGUGGACAGUACAAGCGUGGUCCUGUGGAUUCGGUACAUCGAGGCGGAGAUGAAGAAUAGAAACAUCAACCACGCCAGAAAUCUGUUGGACAGAGCCGUGACGAUUCUCCCCAGGAUCGAUAAGCUUUGGUACAAGUAUGUCUACAUGGAAGAGACUCUUGGCAACAUCGCCGGAACGAGACAGGUCUUCGAGAGAUGGAUGAGCUGGGAGCCAGACGAGGCAGCUUGGCUGGCUUACAUUAAGCUGGAAAAGAGAUACGGAGAGUACGACCGUGCACGCGCCAUAUACGAACGCUUCACCAUCGUACACCCAGAACCGCGCAACUGGAUCCGAUGGGCCAAGUUCGAGGAGGAAAACGGAACCAGUCAGUUGGUUCGUGAUGUUUUUGGUGUUGCCAUCGAGACCCUCGGUGAAGACUUUAUGGAUGAGAAGCUUUUCAUAGCAUAUGCUCGCUAUGAGGCCAAACUCAAAGAGUACGAGAGAGCACGCGCUAUCUACAAGUAUGCACUGGACCGAUUGCCCCGGUCUCGAUCCGAGGCACUACACAAAGCAUACACUCAGUUUGAGAAACAAUUUGGAAACCGCGAAGGAGUAGAAGACGUGAUCAUCGCUAAGCGACGGGUGCAAUAUGAGGAGCAGAUCAAAGCUAACCCCCGAAAUUACGACGUGUGGUUCGACUUUGCUCGUUUGGAAGAGACCGGUGGCGAUGUGGAACGGGUACGAGACGUCUACGAAAGGGCAAUCGCUCAAAUUCCGCCUUCACAGGAAAAACGACACUGGCGGAGAUACAUCUAUCUCUGGAUCUUUUAUGCCCUGUGGGAGGAAAUGGCGAACAACGACGUGGAACGGGCAAGGCAAGUCUACCAGGAAUGCCUGAAGCUGAUCCCCCACAAGAAGUGGACGUUUGCCAAAAUUUGGAUCAUGAAAGCGCAAUUUGAGGUGCGGCAAAUGCAGCUGACGGCAGCGAGAAAGACACUGGGACAAGCUAUCGGCAUGUGUCCCAAGGACAAGUUGUUCCGGAGCUACAUUGAACUGGAGAAACAGCUUUUUGAAUUCGAGCGGUGUCGGACGCUGUUUGAAAAGCAGAUCGAAUGGAACCCAUCCAAUAGCCAGGCAUGGAUUCAGUUUGCAGAGCUGGAGCGCGGACUGGACGAUCUAGAACGAGCGAGAGCGAUUUUUGAACUGGGCAUCGAGCAACCUACGCUGGAUAUGCCCGAGCUGGUUUGGAAGGCAUACAUUGAUUUUGAGGAGUACGAAGAAGAAUACGAUCGAGCCCGCGCGCUGUAUGAGCGGUUGCUGAAGAAGACGGACCACGUCAAGGUCUGGAUCAAUUAUGCACGCUUUGAAAUCAAUGUGCCGGAUCCCAACGAACCCGAACCAGCAGAAGGCGAGGAGCAACGGGUUAGCGAAGAUGCAAAGAGACGGGCACGCAAGGUCUUUGAACGGGCCCAUGACUUGUUCAAGGCGAAAGAAAUGAAAGAAGAGCGGGUGGACCUGUUGAAUGCCUGGCGCUCGUUUGAGCAGACGCAUGGGUCGGCCGAGGACAUUGAGAAGAUCGAGAAACAGAUGCCUCGUAAGGUCAAGAAGAGGAGAAAGAUCGAGGAGGAUCGGUUCGAGGAGUACAUCGACUAUGUCUUCCCGGCUGACGAUGAGAGUGCGGCCAAGAUGUCCAAACUGUUGCAGAUGGCGCAUGCGUGGAAGUCGAAACAGCAAGCGAACGGCAGUGCUGACAGCGCUGAGUGA
Fonsecaea nubica is the source of this 2043-nucleotide messenger RNA. RefSeq names its product pre-mRNA-splicing factor clf1. Lineage: Eukaryota; Fungi; Ascomycota; Eurotiomycetes; Chaetothyriales; Herpotrichiellaceae. Gene Ontology annotation, biological process: spliceosomal complex assembly; mRNA splicing, via spliceosome. The record is from RefSeq and is a predicted model, not a curated record. Gene Ontology annotation, cellular component: Prp19 complex; precatalytic spliceosome; U2-type catalytic step 2 spliceosome. The transcript has a single exon. The coding region runs from base 1 to 2043 and encodes 680 amino acids. Gene Ontology annotation, molecular function: protein binding.